Messenger RNA from Aethina tumida (small hive beetle), 765 nucleotides. RefSeq lists its product as uncharacterized. The record is from RefSeq and is a predicted model, not a curated record. Gene Ontology annotation, biological process: angiotensin-activated signaling pathway. The transcript is spliced from 5 exons. The coding region runs from base 118 to 594 and encodes 158 amino acids. Lineage: Eukaryota; Metazoa; Arthropoda; Insecta; Coleoptera; Nitidulidae. Gene Ontology annotation, cellular component: plasma membrane.
GCAGAUGGCGCGACGUAUUGUUUUGAUGUCAGAUUUGACAUUUAUAAGAAUUUCGCUAUGAGUAAUAUAAUUUGUUGAAUUUUAUUUUUAUAUUUUGUACUCUUCUAAAACACCAAAAUGCCUAACUUAUCGCAGAUACGCAACUUUAAUUUAAAGGUUAUUUUCCUUAUUCAUUUCACGUUCAUCUCAUUGAGUUUGAUGGGCCACUGGACACCCAGCGCGUAUUUGUUCUACAAUUCGAUAUUAAUUUUGUUAUUUUUGUGGUCAAUUUAUCAAGAUCAAAAUGAAGAACCUCUCCAGUUGGCUAUUGUUGUGAAUGGAUGUUCUGUAAUUUUAGAUAUACUGUUGCUGAUUAUGUGUUAUCCUUAUAGAGGCGAAGCUGCCGAAAUGUUCUCAGCAGCAUUGUGCAUUCUCCAUUUGAUUAUAAGACCAUUCAGUGUUAUUUUACUUGCAAGAGAUCUGGAAACACGUUCUGGUGUUUCAGCUGGACUUAUUGGUAACAGAGAGAGUUAUGAAGAUAUAGAUAGAAAUGUGCCUCAGACUUCUGGCGACAAAACUGGUGGUUAUAAUUAUGCAACCGCCGAACAAAUUUAAAUAUCUAAGUAUAAUUUUUGUGUAUAUUCAUAGGUAUUAAUAUGCAGUGAAUGUGUAAAGAAAUAACUUAACUGACUGUUUAAUUAUAUGAUUUAUAUGCCUAUAUUCAUUGUGGUUUACUUACAAAAAUAUUGUUAUUGUUUGAUAAGUGUAAUAAAUAAUUUAAGUACA